AAUUAAAAAAUAUAUUUUUUAAAUAGUCAAUUUUUGUCCCUCCUGACGCCUAUAAAACCUCCCACACUAAACUGUAGAACCAUCGACCCUUCAUCAUACCAUCUUCUUUAAAGAAGACUCUUAAACCCAAAUAAUAUAUAUUUUACAAGUUUUUGAAUUAGUUUACGUUCUGGGUAUUUUCAAAAUAUGAUCGCUCUUGAAUUUUAAGCAGUUUAAUCGCUUCGGUAUUACCUAGAACUUGAUCAUUUCAUAUCAAAAUCAAGAUUUUUCGGCGAUUUCGACGAAAAGAGGCUGUGAGUAGGCUUAAAAGAUCAAGAAAGCACUCCAGUUUCUAAGGAAAAUGAGAGUGUUGAUCAACAAAUGCAAUCUUUGGAAGUUAUUUGGAAUUCUUGAAAAGAAAUUCUGUGUGGAGAAAAGUUUUUAUUUUUGGAUCUUCCAGAUUUUCGACAGGUGCAGUUUGGGUACUUAGUUCUACUAUUUCUAUCUGUUUACUAGUUCUAGCUGUAAUAUUUUUUAAAGCACGUCGACAAGUUUAGGAAUAAAUGGGAGGGGCGUCAUUGCCACCAGGGUUCCGUUUUCACCCCACAGAAGAAGAACUGAUUGGGUAUUACUUGAAACGAAAGGUUCAAGGGCUUGAAAUCGAACUUGAAGUUAUUCCCGUAAUCAAUUUCUACAAGUUUGAACCAUGGGAAUUGCCAGAGAAAUCAUUCCUUCCAAACCACGAUAUGGAGUGGUUCUUCUUUUGUCCCCGUGAUCGAAAAUACCCAAAUGGAUCUCGCACAAAUCGAGCUACAAAUGCUGGUUACUGGAAAGCCACAGGAAAAGACCGGAAAGUCCUUUGCCAAUCAUCUCUUUUGGGCUACCGCAAGACCCUCGUCUUCUAUAACGGACGAGCCCCAACCGGAAAUCGAACAUGUUGGGUCAUGCAUGAGUAUCGUUUAUGUGAUGAUGUUUCUCAAGGGACAUCAAGUUUUCAAGAACCUUUCGUGCUGUGUCGUGUGAUGAAAAAGAACAAGCAAAGAACAAGUUAUGUUAAUAGUGAACCGGAAACUAAGGGAGAUGGAAGCAGUGAGAGCAAUAUUUCAAGCCCUCUCACUUCUUUUCAGACAAAUGAACCAACUUAUUCGAUUGAGCGUAAUGAUCCUCCUAGCUUUCAGGUCUCACCCGACUUGAUUCUAGAAUCUUCAAAGGAAGUAUGCGAAGGAGGAGUAGGAGGGCGUUUUGGGUAUUUCCAACGAAGUGAGAUUCCAACGGCUCCAUGGCAGUCGUUUGGGAUCUCACCAAGUUCAUCAUACUCGAAUUUUACAGAGGAAGAUGAUUUGAUUCAAUUUGGCAGCAUGUCACCCCUAUAUUUAGGAGACGAAAACUUGAUGGAAUUCUUUGAAAACGAAGAUCAUGAUUGGACUAAUUCACAUGGAAAUUUGAACCCCUUCUGAAGAACAACAUAGAAAGAUAAAAUGGACGAAUGAAUUUAUCUUUUAUCAAAUGGAUUGGUCGAGAAGAUUGUUGGUGUUGUGUGUUUAAUAUAUGUAGUGUUGAAUGCAAAAUUUAAAUGGUGUUUUCAGACAUGUAUUUUAAAUAUAGAACUACUAAAAGAAUAUAUCUUUGAAUAAUAUUCGGAUAUUUGGUAU
Lactuca saligna is the source of this 1631-nucleotide messenger RNA. NCBI's taxonomy places the organism in Eukaryota, Viridiplantae, Streptophyta, Magnoliopsida, Asterales, Asteraceae. The record is from the annotation of a GenBank genome assembly.